Panicum virgatum (switchgrass) is the source of this 1503-nucleotide messenger RNA. RefSeq names its product protein RGF1 INDUCIBLE TRANSCRIPTION FACTOR 1-like. The record is from RefSeq and is a predicted model, not a curated record. Bases 208 to 954 code for a protein of 248 amino acids. NCBI's taxonomy places the organism in Eukaryota, Viridiplantae, Streptophyta, Magnoliopsida, Poales, Poaceae. The transcript is spliced from 2 exons.
GCCCGUUCCCCCUUUGCUUGCUCCGCCCGCCCGCAUUUCCUUCCCUCCCGUCGCCUCGCCGCCUCCGCACGCGCACCGCAACGCGACGCAGCGGGAACCGCCGCGACCUCCGCCCACCCCACCCUGCUCGCCCGCCUUCUUCUUCCUCCUCUCGAGAAGAAGGGUCUUCUUGGAGGCAGCGAGGAGGCGUCUCGGGGAAGGGAGGGGAUGGCGAUCGACCACGAGUCCCCGUUCAAGGAGCUCCGCCUCAAGAAACGCAGGAUCAUGGGAGGCGGCGGCCCCGAGCCGGAGGAGGAGGCCGCCUCGGCGGCGUACCGGGACCAGUGGCCGCGCUGGCUGCAGCCGCUGCUCUCCGCGCGCUUCUUCGCGCAUUGCAAGACGCACAGCGACUCGCACCGCAGCGGCGAGUGCAACAUGUUCUGCCUCGACUGCUCCGCCGCCGCGGGCGCGGGCGCCGGCGCGCUCUGCUCCCUCUGCCUCGCGCACGCCCACCGCGACCACCACACCAUCCAGAUCCGUCGCUCCUCCUACCACGACGUCAUCCGGGUCUCCGACAUCCAGCGCUUCAUGGACAUCGCCGGCGUGCAGACCUACGUCAUCAACAGCGCCCGCGUCGUCUUCCUCAACGAGCGGCCCCAGCAGCAGAAGCCCGGCUGCGGCGGCAAGGCCGCCUCCGCCAACCUCUGCGAGGUCUGCGCCCGCAGCCUCCUCGACAACUUCCGCUUCUGCUCCCUCGGGUGCAAGGUCGUCGGCUGCGCCCCCGACGCCGCAAAGGCCAGGAACUGGCUCCUCCGGCCCACCGCCGCCCCCGAUGGCAACGCCUCCUCCUCCGCCCUGCGGAAUGCCGACAGGAAGCAGAGCUUCACGCCUCCCACGCCGCCGAGCAUGCCAGCGAAGCGGCGCAAGGGCAUCCCGCACCGCGCGCCGUUCGGCAGCCUCAUCGUCGAGUACUAGCCCUCGGCGGCGGCGGCGGCGGCAUUGGCCUUACACGCGCGCGGUAAAGUAAAAGUACUCCUCAACCCAACGGAAUCGCACAGUGAGUCACUGAAUCCGUGCAUGAAUCAGAGUCCGCCAUUACGGCAAUGGGAUGGCCACCACUUCGGUGGCCCGCCUUCCUUUGCCAUGGCACUUUGGGGUUGGUGGUGCUUCUCGAGGUGGAUGCCAUUUGCUCGCUGGCUUUGCUUUCCACAAAGGGAGAAGAAAGGAGGGUGCUUGCUGCUAGACAUCUGCUGCUGCAACAAUGUCAAUCAAAAACUAGCUUUUUCGUUAAGAGUUGAUUACUGUUGUUAGGACAGAAGAUAUAUAUUUCUGAUAGAAAUAUAUGUACAUGUUUUAGUCCUGCUCUGUUUCAUACCACCAUAGUAGGUAUAGCUAGCUUUGUGAUGCUCUCUUACCUUACUAGAAUAGAUGUCUGAACUCUGAAGAAGAGGGGAUAAUCAGUCAGUGAUAAUAAGCAAUGCAGGUGGGUCUGCCCCCUUGCAUUCUCUUUCAGAGUUUUCGUGA